AUGAAUGCAGCUCAGAUGCAUGCAUAUAAAUGCGUAAAUGUAUUAACUUACUCGCAACGAGUUACAAUGGCUCAUUUCUGUGCCUGCGGAAGUGGUUGCGGCUUCAGAAACCUCAUCAUCACAAUCAAUAUGUCUGGUGUUGAUACGUACGGCCAGGCAGGAUACAUACUUGCCCUGGUUAAAAUCACAGACAUCAUCGGCUUCAUAGUAUCCGGCAUCAUCUUGAAUAGCGCGGGCACCCCAGAGCAGGGAUUCAUUGGUCUUGCGUACUGGCGCGGUCGGGGGCCCUUCAACAACGGCUUCAAAGGCUUCUGCACCAUCAUCCUCGUGUGCUAUGCCGCGCACAAGGUCAUCCACCGGGCGAGAGAAUAUAUACCCGCUCGCUCUGUGGACGUCGACACAGGAAGGCGCGAGUACAACGUCCACUCGUCGGAGGCGCGGGACGAGGAAGACCGGGCCGUUUGGCCCCGACCUGGAAAAGUAUGUACGAGUGCUUGUGCCGAGAUACCCUGA
Messenger RNA from Ustilaginoidea virens, 513 nucleotides. RefSeq lists its product as uncharacterized. Gene Ontology annotation, molecular function: amino acid transmembrane transporter activity. NCBI's taxonomy places the organism in Eukaryota, Fungi, Ascomycota, Sordariomycetes, Hypocreales, Clavicipitaceae. The transcript has 4 exons. Gene Ontology annotation, cellular component: membrane. The coding region runs from base 1 to 513 and encodes 170 amino acids. Gene Ontology annotation, biological process: amino acid transmembrane transport. The record is from RefSeq and is a predicted model, not a curated record.